UAUAAGACACACGUCCUUACACUUUUGGCACAGAAACCAUUUCAGCUACCGACCGUGCAACUGCUCUCAUUUUCUUUCUACUCUCGAAAUUAAAGCCUCAAUCGUUUUUAAGUAACUGCAAUGAAGAUUUCCGCACUCGUUUUGGCCAUUGGGUUGGUGGCCAUCGUCAACGCUCAGUUAAUCGACUACGAUCAACUGGCCGGCAGUUUUGGUCUGCGCAAAUUGACCAAAAAGAUUGAACGUUCUACCAAUUAUCAGAACCAACAAAUUCAGCAACAACCCACUGGUACUUACCAACAGCCACAAAUCGGCGGAGGUUAUCCGGCCAUCACCUCGUCCUAUCAACAAUCGGCUAGCAGCGGAUACAACAACCAACAAGAAAAUAAACCAGCAGUGGCCACUUACCAAAAUGAGAAAUCCCCAGCCGGAACAUACGGAUCGAGCAACGCCUACGACACAGCAAAGAAGGGAAUGCCUUACGAUUUCUCUUGGGCGGUGAAAGACGAGCCAACCAACAACGACUACGCCCAUCAGGAAAAGAGCGACGGUGAUGUUGUGACUGGAUCCUAUCGCGUUUUGCUUCCGGAUGGACGUACGCAAGUCGUUACCUAUCGGGUACAAGGAGACAGCGGAUUCGUCGCCGAGGUCAAGUACGAAGGAGAAGCCAAACCUUACGAAGCUCCAGCUAAAAACAAUUACGGAUCUUCAUCACAACAACAAGCGGCUGGAUACGGACCAUCUUCAUCCAGCGGCUCUGCCGGCUACAAUCAGGGGGCCACUUCUUCAUCCAACUACCUCAACCAACAACAACCAACUGCUUACGGAGGAGCUAUAGGACAAUCAGCAAUUGGUUCGUCAUCACAAGGAUCAUCCAGUUACAAUAACGUACCGAAACCAACAACUAAUGCCUACGUACCUCCUAAUUCACCCGCGCAACAGCAGCCCACCAGCAGCUACGGACAAUCAACAGGUAGCAACAAUUAUGGAUCUUCUUCUGGCACGGCAGGAUCUUCUUACGACAGCAGCAAAUCUACUGGAGGACAACAACAAGGAUCAGCUUAUGGCGCAGGUGCUGCCGGACAGAAUAAUUACGGGUCAUCACCUCAGGCAUCCCAGCAACAGGCUGCCUAUAGUGGAAGUAUCCAGAAACCUUCUGAAAGGUAUUUAACUCCUCCACUUCCCACGGCUGCUGCAUACACUGCCCCCUCUGCUGGAUCAUCUGCUGGUUAUGGAGCUAAUGGACAAGCAUCCAGUUACGGCUCCCCCCAAGCAUCAGCAAUCUCUUACGAACAGGUUAAACCUUCCGACAGUUACUUGCCUCCUCCACCAGCCGGACAAGCCAAUUACGGCAAUGCUGGACAACAAUCAUCUUCUUCCCAAGUUUCUUCAGCGUACGAGAAUGUGCAGAAACCAUCUGAAAAUUACUUGCCACCUCCUCCUUCGACCUAUCAGUCUGCUUCCGCUGCUGGACCGUCUUCUAUUAGUUCAUCUUCACAAGGAUCUGCAGCUUCGUACGAACAGAAUAAGCCUUCCGACAGUUACUUGCCUCCUCCUGCCCCCACAGCUGCUGCCUACUCUUCACCUGCUAGUGGAUCAUCUAAUUAUGCAGCUACAGGACAACAAUCUUCUUCUCAGGGACCCGCAAUUUCCUACGAACAGAAUAAACCUUCAGACAGUUAUUUACCUCCUCCCACUGUUGCCUACACUCAACCCGCUGCCGGGCAACAAUCUUCAGCAUCCAGCUACACUUCCCCUCAACAAUCAGCAAUCUCGUUCGAACAGCCGUCCAACAGUUACUUACCUCCUCCACCCGUUUCUACUGCUAAUGUGGCCUACGGUGCUGCUGGAUCAUCGAAUUAUGAAACUCCUGCAACACAACAAUCUUCUUCAUCAGGAUACGGAUCUUCGCAAGCAAUUCCCUACGAAGAGCCUUCCAGCAGUUAUUUACCUCCUGUGGCUGCUGUUUAUCAGGCACCUGCUGGAUCAUCCAACUACGGAUCUGUAGGGCAAUCCUCUUCACUAGCUCCAGCAGUUUCCUAUGAAGAGCCUUCCAACAGUUACUUGCCACCUCCUCCAGCUGCUUCUUAUCCAUCCACAGCUGGAUCAUCCAACUACGGGGCUGCAUCUCAACCAUCCUCGGGUUCAGCAACUGCAACAUACGACAACGUACAGAAACCUUCCGACAGUUAUCUCCCACCCACUGCUACUUACUCAUCAGCUGGAACAGCCACCCCUUACGCUGCAGCCCAGCAGCCCGGUUACGAAAGUUCAUCGACCAAUUACGAGAACAAACCGGCUGAAAAUUACAUGCCCCCAACUGCAGUUUUCCAACAACCAUCGGCCAGCGCAUCCGGAUAUGGAGGAGCUUCAAGUUACCCUUCCAGCCCAGCAGCGGACAGUUACAGCAGCAGGAAAGGAUCUGUGGAAGAAACGUCUUACAGCGUAGGAGAAGGUCAAUUAUUUCACGGUGAUUACCGCCAACAACAGCAGAAAGUAGCAUCGUCAACGGCUUCGUACGGUGAGGCUACAUCGACUUUCUUCUUUGGAAACAAUAAUCAACGUUCUGCUUCAUCGUACGUUCCAGGUGUUGAUGCUGCCAAAUAUCCAGCUGGUAACGCACUGGGAGCCAGCGCAAGGGCCAGUAAUCGAGCUCGAUCUGUCGUCUAUUCUCCUGUAGGAUGGCGUUUGUAUUAAUUAUUUUAAACGUAAAAAGACAAACAAGAAAUUGCCAAUCAAUCGGGAUGACAAAACUCCACCCCGUUCUUUUAUAAAGCUUAUUCAUUUCUAAUAGAGUAGAUUAUAACAAGGCUUAUUAAUUCGAACGCUUACCUUAUAGUUCAUCUUCCAUAAUGUAAUCAUCAUUCGACUACUUUUGCUGACUAAUUCACUCAAUGUAUACGCAAAAAUUGUCGAAAGUUAAAUACACAAGUGCUCAGCA
This is a messenger RNA of Daphnia carinata, 2938 nucleotides long. Its product is annotated as hornerin-like. The transcript has 3 exons. Gene Ontology annotation, cellular component: extracellular matrix. NCBI's taxonomy places the organism in Eukaryota, Metazoa, Arthropoda, Branchiopoda, Diplostraca, Daphniidae. The record is from RefSeq and is a predicted model, not a curated record. The coding region runs from base 121 to 2694 and encodes 857 amino acids.